UACCAGGAAAUUGCUGCUUCAACGUUGCGCACCUGGUGAGUGCCGCACGCACGCGCUUACCUGGAAAAAAAAGAACCACGCGCACACAAAACUCGCAGCUGUUUGGAUGUUGCCUCUUUGUCAACGCGACAGGCGAGCACGUCCGAAUCUCUCAGUGGGUUCUGUGAUGUCACUCUCCCAAGUGAGCAGCCCCCGAAAAACAACAAAAACGAGUGACGGGUACCUGGGGGCAAAGAUGGAGGGCUGCGGUAUCAGCGGGGGGGUGUGGCUGACAGAAGAAGACGACGUCAGAGAGCACGCAGAGGCCAAAACUUUGCGGCAAACGGAGAAGACCACGGAUCCCCAAAGAGGUGGGCGGGGCUGCCCCAGUCGGGAUAUCCUGAAGGUGGGCGUGUCUCUGACGACCUCAGCCAUCUUCUUCCCCUUCCUGGUGUGGGGGGGCUUCGUCUUCCUGCCCUUUGAUGCCCCCCUGUUGGAUGGUGCCCCCCUCAGGAUGCUCUACGCGUUGCGCUGCUCCGUCUUUGCUGCCACGCCCGUCAUCUUGGGCUGGCUGGCGGUGGGCGUGACGCGCGUGAGGUCCGGCAUCGUUCGUCCAAUUUUAGACGAGACGGAGGCGGCGGCUCUGAAGGGUCUCGGUGUUCACUGGAAGUACACACGGGACUCGGUCAGCCUCUUCCUGAUGUACGUUCUGCAGCUUGUCGUCCUGGCCAUGUACCUGAGCCAGGAACACCUGAAGCUUGUGCCUCUGCUCGCCAUCGUCUUUGCCCUUGGACGGUCGGUUUAUUGGGUGGCCGCCGUGCUCGGCAGCAGCGUUCGGGCUUUCGGAUCGGGUUUGUCCUUCCUGCCCGCUCUGGCGAUGGCGGUGGCCAACUUGGUGUUCACGUUCGGCUCGGCUCGGGAUCCCGACGCGUCGUCGCCCGUCGGCAGGCAGAGGUUUUGGGGAUGA
Messenger RNA from Syngnathoides biaculeatus (alligator pipefish), 946 nucleotides. RefSeq names its product transmembrane protein 79-like. The transcript has 5 exons. The coding region runs from base 107 to 946 and encodes 279 amino acids. Gene Ontology annotation, cellular component: lysosomal membrane; trans-Golgi network membrane. Gene Ontology annotation, biological process: regulated exocytosis. NCBI's taxonomy places the organism in Eukaryota, Metazoa, Chordata, Actinopteri, Syngnathiformes, Syngnathidae. The record is from RefSeq and is a predicted model, not a curated record.